AGUUGAAUACUACACAAAGCGUGCUGCGUUUUGUUGCUAGGUAACAGUAACAGCUAUAGUGCUUGUAAUUUCUGUAAACAUUCAUAGUUUUUUGAUCGAUAUUGUGUUUAUUGUGCAAGAAAAAUGUCUCUUCCAGCGUCGGACGAAGGCGAGGAAGAACAAGGUACCUAUCUGGGAGAGUACGAAGGCGAAAGAAAUGAGAGAGAAGAGAGACAUGGAAUGGGUAAAGCUAUUCUACCGAACCUAGAUAGCUACACAGGGAUGUAUGAAGAUGGAAGGCGCCAUGGCACAGGAGUUUACAGGUUCAAGAAUGAGGCUCGAUAUACAGGAGAAUAUCAGUAUAACAAGAAACAUGGUCAGGGCACAUUUAUAUAUCCUGAUGGCUCUAAAUACGAAGGUCAAUGGGUGAAGGACCAGAGGUGUGGCUCUGGUACCUACUAUUAUGUCAAUGGUGACGUCUAUACAGGAGAAUGGGAGGAGCAUGUACGACAUGGUCAAGGCUCGUAUAUAUAUGCUGGCACCAAAUCUCAGUACAUUGGUUGCUGGGCCAACGGACGAAUGAACGGCUUUGGAGAGUUGAUCCAUGCUAACCACAAAUAUGUUGGUACGUUCAAGGACGACAAGCCUGAUGGUAUUGGCAAGUAUGUGUUCGAUAUAGGCUGUGAACAACAGGGUACUUACGUGCAAGUAAGAAAGGAUCAAGAUUUAAGUCUCUUUGAAGAAGAAGAAAUAGCUCAGGUGACAAUCCCAGUUUGGAUAGCUGGAGCAACCACAGGUUUACAUUUGAAACCAUCUCAAGAAGAAUUACCUGUGGAACAUAUCGAAGAAGAAGAAGAAGCUAAAGAGCCAGAAGUACUAGAAGAAGAAGGAGAAGAGAAAGAAGCGGAGCCUGAGAAAACAGAAGAAAGCAGCGACAAUACUGAUCCCGAAGCUGAAACUAUUCUUCUUGGACAAGGUGAUGUUCCACAAGCCAGUCUUGAAGAUAAUGAUGCCGAAGACGAGGAUGAAGUUGAUAUUCCGCAAGAAGACUAGAGACAUUUAUA
Messenger RNA from Octopus sinensis (East Asian common octopus), 1043 nucleotides. Its product is annotated as radial spoke head 1 homolog. The record is from RefSeq and is a predicted model, not a curated record. Gene Ontology annotation, biological process: spermatid development; axoneme assembly. Bases 124 to 1032 code for a protein of 302 amino acids. Gene Ontology annotation, cellular component: nucleus; motile cilium. Lineage: Eukaryota; Metazoa; Mollusca; Cephalopoda; Octopoda; Octopodidae. The transcript is spliced from 7 exons.